CCUUGGGGUAGCGUCUCCGCGUCGCAGCUUUCCCGGCUGCCGCUCGCCGCUCGCCGCUCGCCGCUCCCGGACGCGCCCAGCCCUCCUCUCUCUUCGAGUCUCGGUCCAGGUCCCACCAUGCCUUCUGAGACACCCCCUGCAGACACCCUCUGCAGGUCUGCAGGGUGCCCCCACCUCUCAGGGACACACUUGGGGAGAGGGAGCCUGGAGAAGGAGCCUCUGGAGGACAAGGAAGCCAAGGAGCUGCUGUGGAUCCGUCCCGACGCCCCAAGCAGGUGUUCCUGGCAACUAGGCAGGCCGGUCUCUGACUCCCCACAUUGCCACGCUGCCUUGGUAAAAUCUCCAAAAAUCUUGCCGGAUAUCCUGAAGAAAAUCGGGGAUACCCCAAUGGUGAGGAUAAACAAGAUCGGGAGGAACUUCGGCCUUAAGUGUGAGCUCUUGGCCAAGUGCGAGUUCUUCAACGCGGGCGGGAGUGUGAAAGACCGUAUCAGCCUGCGGAUGAUUGAGGACGCCGAGCGUGAGGGGACCCUAAAGCCUGGGGACACAAUCAUUGAGCCGACGUCAGGGAACACAGGGAUCGGGCUGGCCCUGGCCGCUGCCGUGAAGGGCUAUCGCUGCAUCAUCGUGAUGCCGGAGAAGAUGAGCACGGAGAAGGUGGACGUCCUGCGGGCCCUGGGGGCUGAGAUCGUGAGGACGCCCACCAACGCCAGAUUUGACUCCCCCGAGUCGCACGUAGGGGUGGCCUGGAGGCUAAGGAAUGAGAUCCCCAAUUCUCACAUCCUGGACCAGUACCGCAAUGCCAGCAACCCCCUCGCUCACUAUGACAUCACGGCCGAGGAGAUCCUGCAGCAGUGUGAUGGAAGGCUGGACAUGCUGGUGGCGUCGGCGGGCACGGGUGGGACCAUCACAGGUGUGGCCAGGAAGCUGAAGGAGAAGUGCCCUGGGUGCAAGAUUGUUGGCGUGGAUCCCGAAGGCUCUAUCCUCGCAGAGCCUGAGGAGCUGAACCAGACGGAGCAGACAGCCUACGAGGUGGAAGGGAUUGGCUAUGACUUCAUCCCCACGGUGCUGGACCGCACGGUGGUGGACAAGUGGUUCAAGAGCAACGACGAGGAGGCCUUUGCUUUCGCCCGCAUGCUGAUCGCUCAGGAGGGGCUGCUGUGUGGUGGCAGCUCUGGCAGUGCCAUGUCUGUGGCCGUGAAGGCCGCCCAGGAGCUGCAGGAAGGCCAGCGCUGUGUGGUGAUCCUGCCAGACUCGGUGCGGAACUACAUGUCCAAGUUCCUGAGUGACAAGUGGAUGCUGCAGAAGGGCUUCGUGAAGGAGGAGGAAAUCUCGGUGAAGAAGCCAUGGUGGUGGCACCUCCAGGUUCAGGAGCUAAGCCUCUCAGCCCCGCUGACUGUGCUGCCCACCGUCACCUGUGAGCACACCAUCGAGAUCCUCCGGGAGAAGGGCUUCGACCAGGCACCCGUGGUGGACGAGUCGGGGGUGAUCCUAGGGAUGGUGACCCUGGGGAACAUGCUCUCGUCCCUGCUCGCAGGGAAGGUUCAGCCAUCAGACCAGGUUUGCAAAGUCAUCUACAAGCAGUUCAAACAGAUCCGCCUGACAGACCCACUGGGCAAGCUCUCGCACAUCCUGGAGAUGGACCAUUUCGCCCUGGUGGUCCAUGAGCAGAUCCAGUCGCGGGACCUGGCCUUGUCGGGAGAGGUGGGGGGGCCGGCAGACCGCUGCCAUGGGGAGUCCAGUAAGAGGCAGAUGGUGUUCGGGGUCGUCACUGCCAUCGACUUGCUGAACUUCGUGGCCGCCCAUGAGCGGAACCAGAGGACAAAGCCAGAAAGUGCUUUGAAGCUCGGAGGCACGGGGGCUGAGGCCCAGCUCUGACUCCUCAGCGCGAGCCUGCUUGGUGGUUCUCUUUUGCUUUGGUAAAUACCAAGCAAUCGGGUGAUUUUUAGCCUCCUGGUGCUGGGUGUCACUCUGUCCAGACCAGUAGCAAGACUGCUUAUAGCUUAGUCCAUGGCCGGCAGAGAUCUUGUAGUUUCCUCGUCUUUAACACUUGUCUCCCUAAAUGAAUCUAUUUAUGGUUUAUUCCAUUAGAUGUGUUUUUCUUUAACUUUCUUUUAAAAUGUUUCAGCAAGCAAACCUAUCAAAAGAGAACCCAGCCAGGCAGAUAGACCCCCGAAUGACCAGGGUAGGGAGACCGAAGGUGGAGGUGAGAAGGCCUCGCCAAGGAGUGCAGAACGGGGAGCAGCAGAAUGGGGCCCAGAAGUGUGGGUCGGGGCAACAGUCCACUUGGAGCUGGGUCAGUGGGAGUGGCUGGAGUGCUUGGGGUUUUUUAAUUGAGGUGAAAUUCCCUUAACCUAAAAUGAUUGAUUUUUAGAUGUGUAAUUCAGUAGUGUUUAUCAGAGAUUGUCCAGCCACCACCUCUGUCAAAUUCCAAAACCUUUCAUCCUCCUCUCAAACUGCCCCUCCCAUUUCCCUGCUUCGCCUGGCAGUUACCACUCUGAUUUCUGUCCACGGAUUUACCUGUUCUGGAUAUUUCAUAUAAAGAGAA
This is a messenger RNA of Budorcas taxicolor (takin), 2545 nucleotides long. It is a transcript of the gene CBS, whose product is annotated as cystathionine beta-synthase. The transcript has 17 exons. NCBI's taxonomy places the organism in Eukaryota, Metazoa, Chordata, Mammalia, Artiodactyla, Bovidae. Gene Ontology annotation, molecular function: cystathionine beta-synthase activity; cysteine synthase activity. The record is from RefSeq and is a predicted model, not a curated record. Gene Ontology annotation, cellular component: cytoplasm. The coding region runs from base 118 to 1875 and encodes 585 amino acids.